UCAGUAGUGUGCGUGUCUGAGAGGGUCACAUAAUAUUAUCCCUUGUAUAAGAAAACAAAGAAUUGUGCACCAAAAUCAUGUCAUCUGCCAUUGGAUUCUCUGCAAAUUGCUGGUUGCUCUGUCAUGCGCGAAACCCUCCUUCAUGUUCUGUAAUCUCCUAUGUUUCAGUGUCUUCUUGUUCCUCCUUGAACCGGGUGCCUCACUCUAAGCUCAAGUAUGUUCAGAAAGUAUCCUCUGAAGGACUUCCUAAUGAGUUGAUUGAAGACUCGAAAUUUGUUCCUCUGAAUACCGAGGAUCCUCGAUAUGGUCCACCUGCCUUAUUGUUGUUGGGCUUUGAAGCAGAUGAAGCGUUGAAGAUUCAACAGCUUUUGAAAGAGUUAGAUGGUCAAUUCCUGAAGGUCAUCUAUUGCACCGAAGACAUGGUUACACGUUCGCUUUGGGAGGCAAUGCAUACAACACAGCACAGUUUGGAAGAGGUCAAGAUAGACAAGUCUCUUCCUCGGAUAUGUUUCUUAUCUGGUUUAAGCGGAGAGGAGAUGAUGAUGUUCAUAGAUGCUUUCCCUGAAACUGGACUAAAACCAGCUGCAUUUGCUGCUCUUGUUCCCAACAGUGCUAAUAAACCACUGCAGGAGUUGAUAGAAGAAAUAACGGGAGACCAUGAAAUGUUGACUGGAGAACAGUUGUAAAGAGUUAAAUUCCCACCGAAUACCAGGAGAGCAAUUGCAGAGUAUGGUUGGAAAAGCAAUGUGAUUUGAUUGAGACCAAUUAUUUUUCGCUACAUCGUGGAAAGAAUGUACGCAUUAUAAAUCUGAAUGUGCUUGGAUUUUAAGUAUAUAAAAGUUAAUUUAGCAAUUGAUUAUUUGCUCAGAACCAAAUUUGCUAUAUCAUACCAGUACUUUAAAUAUGAGAA
Molecule: messenger RNA, 910 nt
Organism: Gastrolobium bilobum
Lineage: Eukaryota; Viridiplantae; Streptophyta; Magnoliopsida; Fabales; Fabaceae
Exons: 8
Coding region: 78-686 (202 amino acids)
Source: RefSeq, a predicted model, not a curated record